AUGGAUUAACAAUAAUAAGAUUAAGUUUAAUAUACAACUUUUGAAAAUUUGUAAGAUUAAGAGAUUUAGAAAAAUGAUCUAAGUGAUUGGAAAUAACAAUUUUAAUUUAUAGACAGUUUAAGAGCAUAAAAUAAAUUUCAUAAUGAUUAAUUUAAAAUUUAGGAAUGGUGGGAUUAACUUUAACCAUUAACUGAUAGUAUAAGAAGUAAUGUAUCAAAAAAUGCAUUGAUGUUAAUUAAAGAAACAAGUAUUAAUAAUUAAAAUAUUAAGUCUAACACAAUAAUGUUUAUGAUGAAAAAAUUCUGCAUAAAUUAUUUGAAAAAUGUGAAAGUGAUUUUAAGUUUUUAAAAAAUGAAGCAUUACAAACACUUGAAAUUUUAUCACAUAAACCAUACUCUGAUGAUCUUAUUUAGAUUUUGUGUAAUAUCACAUUGUAAUCAAACUAUGUAAAAAAGAAGAUUUACAAUAGAAAUUACAAACCCAUUCUUAUCCUACCUUAGUGAAAAUAGUAUUAGCCUCUGAUUUUAAUUGUGAUUGGGAUAAUAUAAUCAAAGUUACUUUAUAAGUUUAUAAUGGCAAAAGUGUUGAGUGUAAAAAAGCUAGUGAUUAAUUAUACUUGGCACUUUAAAAAUAGAGACCAGAAGUAUUGGAAAAAGAAGAAUAAUUAAAAUUGAUAGGAGAGAGAACCAAAUAAAAAGGACCUUAAUAAGGAUUUAAAGAUUUCUUAUAAAAAUAAAAGAAAUGA
Messenger RNA from Paramecium pentaurelia, 745 nucleotides. Lineage: Eukaryota; Ciliophora; Oligohymenophorea; Peniculida; Parameciidae. The record is from the annotation of a GenBank genome assembly.